Limanda limanda (common dab) is the source of this 2373-nucleotide messenger RNA. Its product is annotated as inactive dipeptidyl peptidase 10. Lineage: Eukaryota; Metazoa; Chordata; Actinopteri; Pleuronectiformes; Pleuronectidae. Gene Ontology annotation, molecular function: serine-type peptidase activity; dipeptidyl-peptidase activity. Gene Ontology annotation, biological process: proteolysis. The record is from RefSeq and is a predicted model, not a curated record. The transcript is spliced from 25 exons. Bases 1 to 2373 code for a protein of 790 amino acids.
AUGAUCGCCACCACUCAGCAGAACAUGAGCCCGGAACCGGACCUGGGGAGUUCAGACGGUCCUCCGCGGAACUGGAAGGGCAUUGGAAUCGCCAUGGUGGUGAUCCUGGCUGUCAUGUCUCUGGUCAUUCUCUCCGUCAUCCUCCUCACUCCUGAUGAAUCCCACCUGUUGCUCCGCUCCCAUCUGACCAUGGAGGAUCUGGAGAACCAGGACUUCAAGGUCCACGACCCCCGUGUGGCCUGGUUGAGCGAAAACGAAGUGGCUGUCCGCACCCGGGAGGGACACGUCCUGUCGUUCGGCCUCAACAGCAACCUCACCUCCACGCUGCUGGACAACAGCUCCCUGGAUCUGACCACGACUAAAUUCCAGGUGUCCGCAGACAAGAGGUUUGUCCUCCUGGCCUACAACAUUCAACCAGUGUUCUCUCAGUCCUUCAAAGCCAACUAUGCUAUCUACAAUGUGGCUAAUGGGGAUCUGCUGGAGCUGGAGCCAGCGGAGAGGGAGAAGCCAGCGCUGCAGUUUGCUUCCUGGGGACAUCAGGGGAACCAGCUGGCCUACGUGUUGGACGGAGAUAUCUACUACAAGCCGAGCGUGGCCGGCAAACCGCUGCGCCUCACAACCACGGAGCCGGGGCAGAAUGUGGUGAACGGGAUCUCGGACUGGACCUAUGAGGAGGAGGUGCUCUUAACCUAUGUCGCUCACUGGUGGUCUGUGGACGGCGCCCGGCUGGCGUACCUCAGCAUCAACAACUCUGCCACCCCUGUGAUGGAAAUACCUCAGUUCCUCGGUGGUCUCUACCCGUCCAACGUGGUCUUCCCCUACCCAAAGGCUGGGUCCAGUAUCCCAUCAGUCAGUCUGUUUGUGGUGAAUCUGUAUGGUCCUGCUCACACUCUGGAGAUGAUCCCCCCCGACUCGCUAAGGGCCAGAGAAAGCUACGUCUCGAUGGUGACUUGGAUCAGCACCACCCGGCUCGCCGUCCGCUGGCUGAACCGCGCCCAGAACCAGUCGCUGCUGUGCGUGUGCGAGGCCACCACGGGGGCGUGCUCGGAGAAACACAAAAUGGCCAUGGACAUCAUGCAGAACCAACGGCAGGAGGUGCCAUUGUUUUCAGCCGACGGCUCCAUGUUCUAUACGAUCCUGCCGGCCAAACAAGGCGCUCGCGGAGAGUUCCACCACAUCGCCGGUCUUUCUGCACAGCCUGCCAUCCCGUCGGUCCCUCCUCGCUUCUUGACAUCAGGGAGCUGGGAUGUCACCCGGCUCUGCGCCCUGGACGAGAAGGCUGGGAAAAUCUAUUUCCUGAGCACAGAGGAAUCCAGACAGAGCCGACACCUUUUCAGCGUGGACCUGGAUGGAGUUUUCCAGCGCCAGUGCAUCUCCUGUGACCUCAUAGAUGGAUGCAGCUUCUUUAAGUCUGAGUUCAGCCCCAAUCAAACCCACUUCACCCUCUACUGCUUAGGCCCUGGCAUCCCUAAAGUCACAGUUCACAGCACAAAGGACCCCUCCAGAUACGUGGUCCUGGAGGAUAACAGCCCUCUGUCUCGAGCGCUGGAGGACAAGAGGCUCCCUGAGACCCUGUUCAGGACGCUUCCAGCAGAAAACCACGAUCUGCACCUGAAGCUCUCUCUGCCUCAGGGAUACGAGGCCAACCUGUACCCUCUCCUCAUCAUUGUAGACGGAGUUCCGGGCAGCCAGUCGGUGACGGAGGAGUUUUCCCUGGACUGGGCCCAGGUCCUCUCCAGCUCGCAGAGCGUGGCCUUGGCCUGGGUGGACGGCAGGAGUGGGGUGGGCCGCGGACAGAAGACCCCCGCCCUGGACACGCGCAAGCUCGGCUCACUGAGAGUCAAAGAUUACCUGGGAGUUGUCGAGUUGUUGAUGCAGCUGCCGUACAUUGAUGAUCGCCGGAUGGCCCUCUAUGGCAAGGCGUUCGGUGGUUAUUUAACUCUCAAGAUGUUGGCUGCAACAGAUAAGCUCUUUCAGUGCUCGGCAGCUGUGGCACCGAUAACCGACUUCAGGCUUUACAGUGCUGCAUUCUCAGAGAGAUAUCUCGGCCUUCCGGCGAAGGAGGAGCACGCUUACUCGACUGCCUCUUUGCUGGAGGAGGUUAACAAGCUGAAGGAUGAGAACUUCCUUAUUCUACAUGGAACUGCAGAUGCGAGGGUGCACUUCCAGCACAGCGCGGAGCUCCUGAGCCGACUGGUGAGGGUGGAAGCCAACUACUCGCUGCAGCUGUACCCGGACGAGGGUCACGACCUGAGAGACCCCCGGAGCGUCCAUCACUACCAGAGGACAGUGGUCAAUUACCUCCAGAGCUGCCUGAAGCACAGCGUUCUCCCUGAGCUCGUAGAGGACGAGGACGAGGAGGACGAGGACUGA